This is a messenger RNA of Gossypium raimondii (Peruvian cotton), 984 nucleotides long. RefSeq lists its product as uncharacterized. The transcript has 4 exons. The record is from RefSeq and is a predicted model, not a curated record. NCBI's taxonomy places the organism in Eukaryota, Viridiplantae, Streptophyta, Magnoliopsida, Malvales, Malvaceae. The coding region runs from base 1 to 984 and encodes 327 amino acids.
AUGGAGAACGACUUUCUUGAUAAAGUGGAAGAUAAUGCCAUUGUCCGUAUAUGGUCAGAGAAAGUGCAAUUGGAAAAGGGAGACAGUCUAGCUGAGGAUUACGUGUUAGAGCUGUGGGACUAUACUCGUAUUAGUGUGAUGCAAAAUAGCCUUCAGGAGCUAAGAGAAAUAUGGGAUAAAUGGAAUGAUGAGACCAAGCAGUUGUUUUACUCUAAUUAUGGAGACUUGUCAUAUUUGCUUGAUGUCAAGGUAGAUGAGCGUUUGUUUUGGGCCCUUGCUCAAUAUUGGAACCCUGCAUAUAGCUGUUUCACUUUUGGCAAAGUAGAUCUGGUACCUACGAUGGAGGAAUAUACGGCUUUGCUACAUUGUCCAAGGCUUCAGGAGGAUAAAGCAUAUUCUAAAGUCACGUAUGUCCCGACAUUUUGGAAGAAACUGAUGAAUAUUACUGGCAUGAGCGAGCAGCGGAUCACGGCCAGGAUCAACCAGAAAAGGGAGUCGCAUCCAGAUGGGAAAAAGAAGGUUGAUGUGUUUGCUUUGAGUAUCUACGGAUUAGUGAUCUUCCCUAGAGCAUCGGGGCAUGUCGACGAAGCGGUUUCAGAUCUCUUUGAUCGGUUAGGUAAAGGGGUCACGCCUGUUCCUGCGAUUUUGGCUGAAAUGUUUAGAUCUUUGAAUGCGUGUAGGCGAGCUGGUGAAGAGAUAGUGGCUACGCUAAGAAGGGACGACAUAUCAGAAGAAAAUUGGAUAGCGAUUCUGCAAAAUCUUCAAGAAAAUGAUGUGGAAUGGAGAGCUCUUUGGUUGAUUCCUGAUGAAAUUCCCUACCGUUGUGGAAGCUUUGACUGGGUUCCGUUGCUAGGGAUUUGGGGAGCCGUCGGGUAUGCACCUUUGUUGGUCUUAAGGCAAUACAAUUCAAGACAGUUUGUGCUGACAAGGAUGAAAAGGCUAGCUGUGGGUUCGAUGACGACUGCAGAGUACAGUGAGUGGUGA